Molecule: messenger RNA, 3043 nt
Organism: Solea solea (common sole)
Lineage: Eukaryota; Metazoa; Chordata; Actinopteri; Pleuronectiformes; Soleidae
Gene: ldah
Product: lipid droplet associated hydrolase
Exons: 7
Coding region: 309-1265 (318 amino acids)
Biological process (GO): lipid storage
Cellular component (GO): lipid droplet
Molecular function (GO): lipase activity
Source: RefSeq, a predicted model, not a curated record
ACAUAUGAUGUAAAAUGGGUUAGGGUUAAACAUAAACAUAAUAAAGUUACUAUACCGGUUUUUAAACUUAUAUUUGGUUGAAAGAAAGUUACAUCUUCAGAAAUAGUGAAAGUGCUUCUUUUGUGUGUAAUGCAGCCUCUGUAAAGUGCAAUAUAUUCCUUAAUUUUUUACCAGGACGUUGGCAAGAAAUUGAGUACGUCUUUUCCACAACCAUGGAAUAUGUCGUCCAACGUUGAUGUGUAAGAAAUGAGAAGCUCACUGCAUCAAUUGUUGUGGACCUGAAACAUCGUAAUCGCUCGACUGAUGAGAUGCAGAACAUGGGGACAGAGAGCAGAGAGGAACCAAACACCGAGUUUAUCUACUGCUGUGGAGCAAAUACAGAGCUGCUCAAAUAUGGCGCCUGUCACUUACAACCCACACACAAAACUCUAAUUCUUAUCAUUCCAGGUAAUCCCGGUGUUGUGGGCUUCUACAGAACCUUCAUGCAAACACUUCAUCACACGUUUGGCUACCGCCACCCAGUGUGGGCUGUAAGCCACGCAGGCCACUGUGAACCUCCUGACUCCAUGGACAUGGUAGAAGAUGGCUCCACAGCAGCAGAGAGGGAUGUGUUUGGUCUGAACGGGCAGAUUGAACACAAGCUCGCCUUCCUCAGGAAACAUGUUCCCAGAGAAACUAGUCUGGUCCUGGUUGGCCACUCCAUCGGCUGCUACAUUAUUCUGGAGAUCAUGAAGAGAGACCCUGAACUCAAGGUUCUGAAAGCCGUCAUGCUGUUUCCUACCAUCGAGCGCAUGGCUCAGUCUCCUCAGGGGAAGGUCAUGACCCCCGUGCUGUGUCACAUACGUUAUGUGGCCUACCUGCCUCUCUUCCUGCUCUCUCUGCUGCCGGACAGACUAAAAAGCAGCCUGAUCAAACUGGUGUUUGGUGGCAUUCGCUCUCUGGACACGAGUGUCGUCCGACCGACUGUAGGUCUGCUCAGUGGAGACUGUGCAGCCAAUGCUAUGUACAUGGGUGGCCAGGAAAUGAAGAUGGUUCUGGAAAGAGACAACAUAACCAUCAAGAAACAUCUUCACAAGCUGAUAUUUUAUCACGGAGCGACAGACCACUGGUGCCCCAUGCAGUAUUAUCACGACAUGAAGCGGGACUUUCCUCACGGGGACAUCCGACUGUGUGAGAGAGGGCUCCGUCACGCCUUCGUCCUGGACGCAGGAAGUGAAGUCGCCAAGAUGGUGGCAGAAUGGAUUCAUGGAGAUUUGAGGACAUGAACAUUUUUCACGCUCUGAUCUCCAUGACAACAGUCAGCCUCCAGAGCUGCCAGCCACAAUAUUCUGUGGCAAAGAUAGAUUUUUCUAACAGUAGCAGAGAUCAAGGAAUUUAAAUUAAUUCAUUUAAAAUGGUUUUUGUGCUAGAAAGAUAUCAAAUAUUACUUUUAAUACAAAUCAUUUAUAUAUUAUUUAUAUAAUAUUUAGUUUGGAAUUAGAUGGGAAAAGGAAAUGUAUUCAUUUCUAACACUAUAGAGCGUGUUGUAUACAGCAUCAGCCUCCAAUGAUAAAGUAAGACAACAUUCAAGGCACAACUCUAGCACUUCUCACAUUGAUGCAAGGUGAGUGUGAAUAGUUUUUUCAUGUUGCAUUUUUGCACGUGUAUGGAAUAUGGUCAUUCAUCGUAUACAUGCCUUUUUGUUUCCUCUUCUGUAUUUUUUACUGGCCAAUGUCAGUAGCUGUGCUUUGAAACAUUAGCAUCACAACUACCUAUGAUUUCAAAUCUGUGUUUUUUUUGUCUCUUCUGUCACACUUUUUAAAAUAACUUUUAUCAUUGUGAGAAAAUGCAUUUAGGAAACGGAAGGAAAAUGUCUGAAUCAUGCAUCAUUAGUCCAUUUCUGUGUGACUAUGUGCAGUUUACAGUAAAAAAAAAACCCAUUUGGAGGGUUGUACUUUCUGAAAGUUCAGGAACCUCUGAAUCUGCUCCAGGGUUUUUAUUUCAGUUUGUGUGUCUUCUCAGCCUGACUUGAAUUUCCUGUUGUCAUUCCAUUUUACUUGCAGUGUUUGCGUUCAACACUUUUGGUCGGCAUGCUGUUUAAUUAUAAUAAAUAAUGAAUCACCGUCAAGCUGUCUACUACAUUUUGACCUAGUAUUGUUUCUUUUUAAUCCAGACGACCAACAUAAUGACAUUGCUGCAUAGGAGAAGUCGGUAUCUGAUGCAGAUAGUCUCAGCAGUGUUUUUUUAACCACUUCAAUUUGGUGUAGUCUCUUUCAUGCCUUUACAACAUCAGAGUCACCGCUACUGCUCCUCUUCCUCUUCACGCUGUCUCCAUCUGCUGGUCUGUCAUGGUACGUGUCCGUUUGGUCUUCAGUCCUUGAUGAGGGGGGAUGAGAAGGUGUUUCUGGGAAACUCUGUCCAGUCCCCAGCACCUGUCGGACAGUCACAUUCACUCUUGAGCUCUGGAUGUACUUGGAGCACACAGUCCAGUCCUGCUCAGGCAUCUGCUCCACCACAGUGCUGUCCUGCGGGGAUGAGGCCGGACUGUAACUCUCCAUAUCUAAUGACGUAUGUCCUUGCGGCGCUGGGACAAUGCGGGGGACGGCGUGGUAAAGGAGACGGCUCUGUCCCGACAUGAUCAUCACGUCCCCACUGUGCAUGUACAUGGCAGUAGGGGGGUCCUGCCUGCAAGUACCUCCCAGGAGGAAAAUGGCCGACUGCCCAAAGCUAUCAGAAAAGACAAGACAUUGAGUGAAAAGGGAGAAAUAUUUAUCUGUGGUUAACCAAGCUACAGAUAUGAUCGUUGUUAUCAUACUAGGUCUAAUUACGAGGUUACAUUUUAAUUUUAGUCUUGCUGUAUCAUUAACACUCGCAGGCCUCGUCCAAUAUUACUUGGACCAGAGGAUCAAGGAUUCAAAACACCAGCAGGUGGUGGGACACCACAUUCUUGCACAGCAUGCUUGUCUGGGUGUUUGUUGUCGUUUUUAUGUUCUCUGCUUGCCAAAGAUAUGUUGUAAAAAACAGAGCAGUAAAUGAAUUGAAAUAAAAAAUAUCUGCAAACAAG